CUCUCUUUCCACAAAAUAUCUUGUCACAUACACCAUACCAUCAAGCAUCAACCAUCGAGAGAUUCUGGUAAUAACAACAGUUCACGAGAGAAGAAACAAGAGGAAUGAAGUUAAGCUUUCCUCUUCUCUUCCACACUUCAAUAACUUUCAUAUCAUCUUGACCUAAACCAAAAUCCAACCCAAACCCAUCUCUCCAGAGUCCAGAAUUCUUUCUCAAAAACCAUGAGCUUAGAGGAAUCUUUGAAAUCUCUCUCUCUGGACUACCUUAACCUUCUCAUCAACGGCCAAGCUUUCAGUGAUGUAACUUUCAGUGUAGAAGGUCGUCUAGUCCACGCACACCGGUGCAUCUUAGCGGCUAGAAGCCUUUUCUUUCGCAAGUACUUCUGUGGACCUGACCCACCGGCCGGACUUGAUCCGGCAGGUUCAAGGAUGAACUCGGCAUCUUUGUCGUCGUCUCCGAGAGGAGGAGGGAAUUCUCAGGUGAUUCCUGUGAAUUCGGUUGGGUAUGAAGUGUUCUUGUUGCUGCUGCAGUUCUUGUACAGUGGACAAGUCUCAAUUGUUCCUCAGAAGCAUGAGCCAAGGUCUAAUUGUGGGGAGAGGGGUUGUUGGCACACGCAUUGCACCUCCGCCGUUAAUCUUGCUCUUGAUACUCUUGCUGCCGCUAGAUCUUUUGGUGUCGAGCAACUCGCAUUGCUCACUCAGAAGCAAUUGGCAAGUAUGGUGGAGAAGGCUUCAAUUGAGGACGUAAUGAAAGUCUUAAUAGCUUCAAGAAAGCAAGACAUGCACCAGCUCUGGACUACUUGUUCUCACCUCGUCGCGAAAUCCGGUCUCCCACCGGAAGUACUUGCUAAGCAUCUACCCAUCGAUGUGGUGGCUAAAAUUGAAGAGCUCCGCCUAAAAUCCUCCCUGGCUCGACGCUCUCUCAUGUCGCACCACCACCAUCACCACCAUGAUUUAACCGCCGCCGCCGACCUCGAAGAUCAAAAGAUCCGUCGAAUGCGUCGAGCACUCGACUCAUCCGACGUCGAACUCGUAAAACUAAUGGUUAUGGGUGAAGGACUAAAUCUUGAUGAAGCAUUAGCCUUACACUAUGCCGUAGAGAAUUGUAGCCGAGAAGUAGUGAAGGCGUUGUUAGAGCUUGGAGCUGCUGAUGUGAAUUACCCGGCCGGACCGGCUGGGAAGACUCCUCUACACGUAGCGGCUGAAAUGGUCUGUCCGGACAUGGUUGCUGUGUUGCUCGACCAUCAUGCCGAUCCAAAUGUUCGAACCGUCGAUGGUAUCACACCACUUGACGUGCUCCGAACUCUUACUUCAGAUUUCCUUUUCAAAGGGGCAAUUCCUGGGCUUUCUCAUAUUGAACCCAACAAGCUACGGCUUUGCUUAGAAUUGGUUCAAUCUGCGGCUCUUGUUCUAUCUCGUGAAGAAGGAAGUAGUGGUGGUGGAGGAAAUGCUUCCUCCUCCACCACAUCCAUUUAUCCACCAAUGAGUAAUGAUCCAAACACCAACAACAGCAGCAGUAAUAAUAAUAUGGUGAACUUGAGUCUUGAUUCAAGAAUGGUUUAUCUGAAUUUGGGAGCAGCAGCAGCAGCAGCUCAAUUGGGAUGCAAGAUUGAUGGAGAAGAUGAAAACAACCAUAAUAGACAGAGAGAAGCUAUGAAUCGACAUGGAUCACACACACAAGGGUUUCGAUGAUCAUAUGGGGUGGAAUACCUCUGGACAUGGAUUUUUAUGAUGAGAGGAGACAACAAGAAUCUAAGUUUGCUCUGUAGUGGGGGAAGAUGCAGGUCAAUCUUUUCAAACCUGGCCUGUCAACUCCUUUUGUAUUUAUUGUUAUACAAAAAUCAUGAAUUAUUAUUUCUUAUGAUUUCUUUAA
This is a messenger RNA of Telopea speciosissima, 1873 nucleotides long. RefSeq names its product BTB/POZ domain and ankyrin repeat-containing protein NOOT2-like. The transcript is spliced from 3 exons. Gene Ontology annotation, biological process: plant organ development. Bases 223 to 1692 code for a protein of 489 amino acids. Lineage: Eukaryota; Viridiplantae; Streptophyta; Magnoliopsida; Proteales; Proteaceae. The record is from RefSeq and is a predicted model, not a curated record. Gene Ontology annotation, molecular function: protein binding.